AUGACAUCGUUUGCUUCUGGAUUUUACCCCUAUCCAAAUCUUCAAUGGGCCUCUUUAUCACAACGGGGAAAACCUCAGUUGUGCCCUUCCUGGACUGGAGUGCUCAUUGUUGUCAGUAUGGCAGCAACCUGGCUUUUCGCAGUUGCCCUAGUACGAAAUCCAGCUACCCGCAGAAUUUGCCUAAAGGAUGCACGCAACAUUUCCCGAUUAUGCUGGGUGUUCUGUGCAUUGUGGGAGGCAGCCUUAUGGUAUUAUGACAAUGUUCCAAAAAAAUUUGUCAUGUACUGGGGUGCUACAUUGGCAUGGGCACUGUCGUUUAUGAUUAUGUUGAGUUUCUGGGGCGAUUUGAAGUGGAAACGUCCGAUCCCCAUGGUUUGGUCUCUGGUCAAGGGUGGAUCGAAACGGGUGUCCGAUCAUCUCAUCUCCAGCGAGAAUAAUAUGGAGUUGUUUGCAUAUUCCUCAUUGGUAGGCAUUUCAUUCGGUAUUCAUGAACACGCUAAUAUUGCAUUUAAGCCGCAAAAAAAUCCUGAUUUGUCGCAUCUUUCAGACUUGCGACUUGAUGAGAAACCAUCCAACUUCUUCGAGGUCUAAACGGUGAACGUUCAGCACUGGACCAUCUCUUCUGUACCUGUCUCUUACAUAUCUUUGCU
Molecule: messenger RNA, 650 nt
Organism: Suillus subalutaceus
Lineage: Eukaryota; Fungi; Basidiomycota; Agaricomycetes; Boletales; Suillaceae
Exons: 3
Coding region: 1-591 (196 amino acids)
Source: RefSeq, a predicted model, not a curated record